Molecule: messenger RNA, 1266 nt
Organism: Pestalotiopsis fici W106-1
Lineage: Eukaryota; Fungi; Ascomycota; Sordariomycetes; Amphisphaeriales; Sporocadaceae
Exons: 1
Coding region: 1-1266 (421 amino acids)
Cellular component (GO): mitochondrion; cytoplasm
Molecular function (GO): 2-dehydropantoate 2-reductase activity; NADP binding
Source: RefSeq, a predicted model, not a curated record
AUGACCUUGCCAGAGUAUGGCAAGGAGGAGUCCGAAGAGGCUCUGGCGUCACUUCGACUGUCAGAAAAGAUUCACAUAAUGGGAUUCACGCGCGAAGCGAGAUACAUUACACAUUGCCUCGCUGGGACCCCUGAGCUGCCACCGCCACAAUUAUUGGCGCAUCAACGUGUCUUUGUCAACUCAUGGGGCACAAGCCGGCGCAAGUUGACUGUGAGCAGCAGAGAUGGCGGUCAUGCCGACAAUGAAAUACUCAUUCCUCAGUAUAUUGGAAAGUCUAGGAACCCGUGGCGCCCUGAACUCGAAAUGCCCAGGCUCAAACAUAUCGACAACUUGAUAAUCAGCACCGCUGAUAAUGCCAUCAUUCCCGCGCUCAUGAGAAUUCGCGACAGCAUCAACCAGGAUACUACGAUCUGUGUGAUUACUCCUGGUCUAGGAAUCGUUGAGUACUUGAACAAAGUCAUAUUUGAGGACCCGUCAACACGGCCAAACUUCAUUCUCGGAUACUCGAGUCAUUCUCUCCAGAAUGAUCCCAGAAACCCCAAGGACCCAUAUUCCCUAAGAAUCCGAAAGCGUGGCAGGCUAUUGCUAUCUGGGCUCUCCUUUCCAUCGGAAACAGAAUCUGGUACCAGUGAAGUGGCAACGUGGGAACGUGUUGCGCGCCGCGCUCGAACCCAGCACUUUCUCAAGCUCUUGGCCACGGUACCUGGUCUCGACACCACCAACUUGCCAAUGGCAAAACUACUCCGUUAUAAGCUACCACCCAUGAUAUUCUCGUCCAUUGCAGAUGCGAUAUCGGUCGCUCUCGGGUUUCCCUAUGAACGCCUCGUCAAUGACAGAUAUGCGCAGCGGCUGUGGCGGGAACUUUGGGAAGAGACAAUUGAAAUCAUUUCGGCAUUACCAGAACUCAAAUCGUCGCCCGAGGUUCUUUCCUAUUUUACGGGGCACAACUUUGCCACAGAAGUCAAUCGAUACUUGCGUGCACAGCGAGGCCCGAGUCCGUGGGCAAAAAUGGUUAGAAAUGGACUGCCACUUCCGAUACAGGGCUUAAACGGCUGGUUUGUGAAAAAGGCAGAGGAACUUGGACUCAGCUCUGUUCAUCACAGAGUCAUGAUGAAUAUGAUUCGAGCGAAAGAAGCAACUCGGAAAGAAGAGCUCAAGUCAGAUAUUCCCCUGUACCGGUCAUCGUACAUGCUGGAUACGGAUUAUCUAGAAAACGAUGAAGAAGUGCCACGGCAACUCGUGCACGUUGUAUAUACCAACAAAUAG